UCCCCUUUCUACUCCGCCUUCGCCUCUGUCCUGCCAAGUGGUCUCGUCUCCCGCGGGACACACCUAUAUCAUCACUGGGAUUACACCGGCCGCGUGCCGCCUCCCCUUCCCCGCCACUACUCCUCUCAUGCCCCGCUCUCACUCCCCGAAUAGACUUUCCGUGACACUAGGAAUUGCUGUUUUUCUGAACGACUAUACGUGACAAAUUAACAUAGAUUCUCGGACAAAGAAAAGUGAUAUACAGAAGAAAGAAAAGAAGACAAUGGGAACUAAUGGACAAUGGCAAUACAAGUUCAACUGAGUUCUGCGUGUAAAAUAAGCCUAUUUUACAAUUUUCUCAUAGAAGCAUUGUAGGCAUAGUUGUAGAAACAUACUAAGUAAAAAAAAAAAAAGGAGGCAAACCUGCGAAAAAUCAUAUUUUGCCAAACACCUGUCAUGAUUUCAGAGAAUUGACCAAACUGGACAUACCCAGCGCGCAUUCGCUCAAGUUUUGGCUACAUGAUACCAUUUUUGCAGAGCAAACCCAUUCCCCUCCGCCAGCAUUCUAACCGAUGUGCUCGGCAUGCUCUGCUGAUGCCCGCAGGAAUUAUCGCAGGAGUUGUUGCCGUCCCCCAAACCCUUCUCCAACGAACGGAUUACAGACAGUACCAGCUAGAGAUCGUCGGUAACGGUGCCUGACUUUUGCUGGCCGGGUAGCUGCGCGGGACGAGAGAUGAGUUCCCUCCUCUCUACACUAGUCAUGUUAUCUGUCCAGGCUUUACUGGUGGUCUGCAGCCCCCUGCAGGUCUUAGCGGAUGACCAUGUUAAUUUCAGCGUAUACGUGGAGAAUCAGACACGGGGUCGAGACGCCAUGAGUCGCCGGCAGCACAGAGUCUACCAGCUGUACAGCAGGACAAGUGGCAAACACGUGCAGGUGAUGGGGAGGAGAAUCAGUGCCAAGGGAGACGAUGGGGAUAAAUAUGCCCAGCUUGUUGUGGAGGCUGAUACUUUUGGAAGUCAGGUGAGAAUCCGUGGUAAAGAGACCAACUUCUACCUGUGCAUGAACCGUCGAGGAAAGCUUGUGGGGAAGAAGGCUAGUAAUCGCAGUGCAGACUGUGUCUUCGUUGAGAUGGUGCUGGAGAACCACUAUACAGCUCUGAUGUCAGCACGCUAUACGGGCUGGUACGUGGGCUUCACCAAGAGGGGGCGCCCCAGGAGAGGCCCUCAGACACUGCCCAACCAGCAGGACGUUCACUUCAUGAAGCGCCUGCCCCCCGGGGAGCAGCCCGACCUGCUGCCCUUCCGCUUCACCACGGUCAGCAAGAGAAGCAAGAAAGUGAGAGGGACCCGACCCACAGCCACUACAGCACCUACAUAGUCAAUGCCACACAACAUACUCAAAUGACUCGACAACUGUCCUUCCCUGUGUGAAUUGAAUGUAAGGAGUUUGCUGGGCUGAACCCAGGUAAAGACCUAACUAAGUGGUGCAUAGUACAGUAUGUGCAUCAAAAGACUUGGCGCUAAACAAUCUGACCACAUCAGGGAAGAUGUUGUCCUUGCCCUUUUCCUCCCUAUUCCAGAGACAGUGUUGUCUCAAAGACUGUUGAAUUACAAUGUACGGUGCCAACCAUUCUAGUUAGGCCACAGAAGACAGCUAUACUCAGUGUUUGUUUCCAAAGGCACUGAAGUUGAGCUACCAAAGACGACUGAACCAUAGCGUUCAAUACCAAAUAUUCGUGUUUUCAACAUCCCAAAGACAACUGGUCAACUGUUCAGUACCUAACACCCAAACCACCAAAGGCGACUAACGUGUACCCAACACAGAGGGACAGUCAAGGUUUCUCAAUGCAUUAUUUGUAUGUUUGUCUUCACAUGACUUAGGAGCUACUGUUCCUGCCUAUUCACUCAAUACAGAAAGCUGCUGUAACAUAGUAAGUACAAUAUCUUCAGUCUGUCUCAUAUGGAAAAAUGUAUGGAGAAUUGUUGAAACUAUAUGCAUUUUAUUACCAUUGUUAUUAUUACAAUUAUUUAUUUAACUUGAUGGUAUGAUAGCUGUUUUAGACCAAUGGUAUUGCCAAAUAGAAUACAAACAUAUGGUCCUAAAUGUUACCGGUUUGCUAUAUUGUGUGAUACUCAUCAAUAUGCUAAUCCACAAAUGUUUUUCUCUAAAAGAAAUGUAAAUACUCCAUGUUUGUGGACCAUACAGGAAAAGACUCAUAACCUAACCUUGACAUUGUAGGCACCAUGCUCUGGGUCAUUGAUGUUCCAUAAAAAAAAAGUACAAGUGCCAUCUAGUGGUCACUGGAAAUGGGAGCAACUGCACAGAAUAUGUGCCAAACCACAGUCCACUGAUUUAUCCCUUGGAAAACGAGCUGAGCCUAAUGACCUUCUCGAUGGAAUGCAGCUGCCAAUACUUAGAAUCCAUUCUGAUCAGGUUAAUACACGAGUUGAAAACUGAAUGGGAAAAUGAGCUAAAAACAAGCAGGGAAUAGCUACACGAACAUAUCUGAAUGUGUUCUAGAUGUAUCUAGUUGUGAGCAGUGCAGCCCUUUCAUAACUGGAUGAAGGCCUCAACAGCCACACUCAUAACCAUGUCAUUUCCUGCAGCUGGGAUGUCUUUCCCAGGCAGGCAGCAUGCACAGCUCAGACAUGUGGGCACUGUAAUACUGAGGGCAGGGCAGGAGGUAGUUUCUCACUGCCCAACACCAUGAAACAUUUUCUUGAGAGAAUGUGUGAGGCAGAGAAUGGGCUGGACGUGUGUGUGGAGGAAUGUGGGUUCCAGUGCGUUACUGCAUUCCCGAUCACCCUUUCUGGGUACCAGCAUUCCGUCUGCAGACUAACUUUGAUCCUCCCCUGGAUACACUACAUACACACUCUUUCCAAACACCAAUUCAGAGUUAAUAAUAUAUCCUAAAUUCUCUAGUUUCUUGCCAAUUUCCAGAGCCACACUCAUUAAACCGAAAAUGUAAAAACACACAACACGUCCUGCUUGUCAUUUUCAGACCAGGCCUCCCCCUCUCUAUAUCAGGAUUAUAUUUAAUAGACGAGCAAUGGGAGGUUCACUUCAACUGAGUGGUGGUUUGGUCUGUACAUACAGUAGCGAUGGCAUAGAUGCAUGAUACUGAACAGGUACAUUACUCAUACACGCUGGU
Salvelinus fontinalis (brook trout) is the source of this 3131-nucleotide messenger RNA. RefSeq names its product fibroblast growth factor 18-like. Gene Ontology annotation, biological process: cell differentiation; animal organ morphogenesis; positive regulation of protein phosphorylation. The record is from RefSeq and is a predicted model, not a curated record. NCBI's taxonomy places the organism in Eukaryota, Metazoa, Chordata, Actinopteri, Salmoniformes, Salmonidae. Gene Ontology annotation, cellular component: cytoplasm. Gene Ontology annotation, molecular function: type 1 fibroblast growth factor receptor binding; growth factor activity; type 2 fibroblast growth factor receptor binding. The coding region runs from base 713 to 1357 and encodes 214 amino acids. The transcript is spliced from 5 exons.